AUCAGUGCUCAGUGCUCUCUCUUCUCUUGUUAUCAAUGUUAUCGUUUAUGUGAGCCCUCUUUCUAUCUUUUGUCUUAUCCCACCAAGAUAAACUAACAUGCUCCGAUUCCAUCUAGUCAAUUCACCUGCUCCGCUUUUAUCCAACUUCAAAAUAAUACACCCUUUUCCGUCUUAACUUUUCUUAUCUCUUCGAUAAUAAAAUACGUUGUACAAUGUCCAUCACGUACACACUCAUUCCACAUGAAACUCUUUUCGCGCAGCAGUGCGUUGCUGCGGCUGUCGUUGUUUGGUGACUCUUUUUUUUUUUUUUUUUUUUUUUUUUUUUUUAACUUGAUUUGCUCUUUUACUUCACCAUAUCGAUUCGUCAUACAACAACAUAAUAGCAACCAAGAGAAAUGAAGCAGUUCAAAAGAUGCACAGUACACAAGCAUGUUUUUCGCUCUCACGCCAACUCUUACAGAGAAUACAUUGUAUUCAACUACGUGAUCAUAGUUUCCGUGUUUUCCAUCAUACUUUUUCUCUAUGGAUUUUUUCCAAUCACUUACAACGAAGUUGAAACAGCUUCCAAAAAAGACAUUCCAAAGUUUGUUGAACGCACAAGAAUCAAGGUUGACGAAGUUUACAAACCAGUAGUUAAAAGACUGAUAAUCAUGGUAAUAGAUGCUUUAAGAUGGGAUUUCGUUCACGGAGCACAAAGUAGUCAGAAUAUGCCUAAAACAACUCGCCUUUUGAGAAACACGGAAGCCAGCUGCUUGUACAAGACAAAAGUUCACACGCCAACAGUCACAAUGCCAAGAAUUAAGGAAAUCGCAACGGGAUCAGUGCCUAAUUUUAUAGAUGUAGUUUUAAAUUUAGGAGCCCACGAGAUAAAAGGUGAUAGUCUGUUAAGACAAUGUAAAGAUCAAGGGCACAAAAUAGUGUUUUAUGGUGACGACACGUGGAUAAAACUUUUUCCACGUAUGUUUUAUAGAUACGAAGACACAUCUUCCUUUUUCGUUUCUGAUUACACUGAAGUAGAUUUUAAUGUUACUAGAAACAUUGCCAUAGAACUUUACGAAAAAGACUGGUCUGUAAUGAUUUUACAUUACCUAGGACUCGAUCACAUUGGUCACCUAGUUGAGUCGUAUAAUCCUAUGAUUAAAACUAAAUUAUUGGAAAUGGACGAGAUAAUCGACACAAUUAACACCUACGUGUCGAAAUGGAACGAAAAAGGAGAAUCAACAUUGUUUUUGGUGACUGGUGAUCACGGAAUGAAAGAGUCAGGAGGCCAUGGUGGAUCAACCCCGGAAGAAACUCGCGUGCCUCUAUUAGCAUUUGGCAGACCAUGUACAUACAAAGAAAAUUUAGACGACGAGAUAGAUCAGACAGACAUAGCACCAACUUUAUCAGUCCUGUUAGGGAUUCCUAUACCAAAAUCAAGUUUGGGAACUAUUGUCCUGAACAUGAUUAGUGAAUUGACUUUUUCUCAAAAACUCUUCGCUUUGUAUUAUAACGCUCAGCAUCUAUUUCUUCAAUUUAGCAAAACUAGUAAUUUUAACAAUACUGAUACUUACAAAACUUAUCGAGAUGCAAUAAAACUUCACUCGGCAUGGCUCAACACACAGAGUCAUCCCAACGAUAUGGUUUAUGAUAUCAUUAAUAUGUACGAAUCUGCCAUGUCGGAUAUGAAGAAUAAACUUACGAGUAAUUUACUUAAGUAUGACAUUCAUACGAUAAGUAUAGCAAUAAUAUUUAUGGCUCACAUACUGUUCAUAGGAAUAUCCAUAGAAAGGCCUUCGACUAUAGCACUAUUAGAAUUCUUAACUAUUUUUGCCGGUAGUUACGUAGCUUGGGUGAUUCUCAAUUACCUUUUUGGCUCCGAAACUAAAACUGCCACGAUACUUCAUAUGUUCGACUCUCAUUAUCUAUUCCUUAACAUUUGCAUCUUUGCAAUACUAGUAUUCAAUUGUUAUCUAUGUGCAACUCGCACUUUACAAUUUUUCAAGUUAAAAAAUAUAAGUACAUUGGAAGCGUUGUUACCAAUAGCAUCGCUGGUGCAAGCCAUCAGCUUGAGUAGCAGUAGUUUUGUUGAAGAAGAGCAUCAGGUCUGGUAUUAUUACUUCAUAACUCUGAUGACACUCUUCGCUUGUAAGAUAAUACGUAGAAACGCUAGAGAAAAAGCAAUGAGACUGCCAAUACCCUUGUUGAUACUGAUGUUAACCCAUCGAGUAUUGAAAGAGUUGAACCGCUGUAGCGGCCGAUCGGCGGGAACCGACGACAUAUCAGACUGGCUCCAAAAUCUCGAGUCCAGUUUCGCCAUGACUUUCAUCCUUAUUUUUGCCCUUGGUUUGCUGGUCGGGCUCGAUUUUUGCUACGAGCAGAAAGGCUCUAGACUAGUCUUUGUCCUGUUGGACGUUGUUCUCGCGAUUCUUGUAUAUUUGCGGCACGCCGUCGCCAAUUUGGUUUAUAGACCUAAUUUUUAUGACGAUUCACGGGGAAUUGUUGAGAUACAUUGUUACUGGGCAUUCACAUUCAUCUACGUACUAUUCAGUAUUCAUCGAUUGGCAAAAGUAGCUCGCCAAAAUAAUCAAAAUUUUUUACCAAUCACCUUGUUUUCCAUAUUAAAAUUAUGGGUAAUCAUUUCCUGCCUUUUGCACCGUCCGUACAACGUAAUUUUAGUGCCAGUACAGUUGAUAGUCGGAGCUAUGAUUUACGACUUGACCAAAAGCAGUGAAUAUUUCAACAUCAAGGUUUACUUGUACUUUUGGUCGAGCAAUGUAUUUUAUUUUUACCAAGGCAACUCCAAUAGUUUGUCCACUAUCGAUGUAGGUGCUGGUUACAUUGGCUUGGAAUCAUAUCAACCCGUAAUCAUUGGCUUCUUUUUAAUCGUAAACACGUAUUCGGCUCAGGUUUUAGGUUUUUUAAUGUACCUUUGUGACCAUGCACUUCACAGCCCCUUAUUGACAUCAAAGACUGCGUUAUCAUUGUGCAAGCAAUACGUCUUUUGGAGAAUAGUCCCGAUAUCAUUGUACAUGGUCGUAAUGACGGUACUACGCUUUCACAUCAGUUUGUGGACGGUUUUCUCUCCAAAGAUAUUGUACGAGGCUGUGCACUGCGUUGUAUUAUUUACUGUGAUAUUUACAUUAGAAGUAAAUUUUGUAAUUUACCAGUAUAUGAGAGGACGCACCAAAAAAUUGUAGAUUGAAUUGUAGGAUAAUCAGUACUUUUUCAGAUUUUGCUGUAUUAGUAGUUUUUUUUUACUUAAGCAUUUCUUGUAAAAAGUGAUUUUUUUUUUUUUUUUAAU
This is a messenger RNA of Copidosoma floridanum, 3283 nucleotides long. RefSeq names its product GPI ethanolamine phosphate transferase 2, catalytic subunit-like. Gene Ontology annotation, cellular component: endoplasmic reticulum membrane. Gene Ontology annotation, biological process: GPI anchor biosynthetic process. Lineage: Eukaryota; Metazoa; Arthropoda; Insecta; Hymenoptera; Encyrtidae. The record is from RefSeq and is a predicted model, not a curated record.